Fonsecaea multimorphosa CBS 102226 is the source of this 1947-nucleotide messenger RNA. RefSeq lists its product as uncharacterized. The record is from RefSeq and is a predicted model, not a curated record. The coding region runs from base 1 to 1947 and encodes 648 amino acids. The transcript has 2 exons. NCBI's taxonomy places the organism in Eukaryota, Fungi, Ascomycota, Eurotiomycetes, Chaetothyriales, Herpotrichiellaceae.
AUGUUUGGAGUAAGUUGGGCUGCAGUUGGCGCCGGAGGAGAUGGCCUUCUUGAGCGAGAACGGAAUCCGCCCCCAAAGCCUAUUCCACUGGAGUUUCCCAACUACGUCCCUCCACGCUGUAACAGCCCGUUGACCCGGCAGCACAUCAAGAACGUCUGUGGAGAGCUCGCUUCGAUUCGUAAACUACCCGACAUCCGCGACGAUCAUCUCGCCCAUCUCAAUAUCCACCUGCUCCAACAUGUUCCACUUCCAGAGUUGGUGCCCAACAAGCAAUUCCACUCACGUCCACUGCUGUACGACAAUGAUCUAACAGCGAUGCUCGAAGAACUUGAAGUCGGUAAUGAAGAUGCGUAUCGAGAAGUGCUCAGACUUGCACCUCUUGAAGGGAGGAAGAAACCCCGCCUGGCAUACUCAAGGAACUUUUUCGCUAGUUUGGAGGACAUGAGUCGGUACUGGGACUAUAGCAAAGAUAAUUAUUACGAGGUUGAAUCCAGUGCCACGGAAGACCAGGCCAAGGACACCGAGCAGAAGACCGAAUAUAUCGAGAAGAGCGUCAGUAACGCAACUGAUAUUGAGAUGCAAGAUCCUGUCGAGAACUCACAGAGUUCUGGGCAAGAAAUUGGGCAAACGGCAAAUCACAACCACUCACCUGACAGUCAAGCACCCAUGUUCCCCCUCGAGAUGCCUAGCCGCCCAAAGAUGAAGCAGGUAUACAAGGGACAGCGCCUCGGGAACGGCGAGCAGAUGAGCCCUGGUACCCGAGUUUCGGCAGUGAGGAAUCUUUUGAAAAUGGCCGUCCACAAAUUCAACUGCCGAGAUUACGACGUGAGCCCGAGAGAGAAGUUGAGAAUUCACAACAUCAAUAUCCCAUCUGUGUCCUAUAAUUUUUGCGUUGCAAAGUUACCGACUGAUACGAAGCUUUUGAGGGCGAGGAUGGUGGAAGGGCCUGUGAUGGCAGUCCAUUGCAGACACGAGGUAAGAUUCAAGUCGAGGGACGGGCUCCUGAGCGCGACGAGUGAUUUUGUGGGCGAAAAGUUUGAUCUAUUUCGCGAAAUCGGCGGCAUGUUGAUGCUCGCAAAGCAGAGAGCACGAGAAGGGCAGACGCUAUCCAAAGAACCGGGCGAGCAUCAGUGGUGGGCUAUUAAGAGCCGAUGGGGUGGUGGCGAGACGAGAUGGGGCCAGCUUGCAAGCGAAGUCUUUGAGGAUGAAGAUCCAAGCUGGAGUCCGGGCGAAAGGCGACUACAACUUGGAAAGCGGGAGGAAGAAGAAGAGGAACGCAGGAAGGCAGAGGCCGCCGCUGCAGCCGACCUGAAGAAUCUCAAACCAGAAGACCUAAUGUCGGGUCCGGCGUCACCUAGCGAGAGGCCAAAGAAGAAGAAGAAAAGUGGUGAAGCGGGCGCCUCGCCGAAAGACAAGGCUGAAUAUAAAGACGGGAGACGACUGAUGUAUGUCCCGCCCCUACGGCGGAAGUGGUAUCAAGAGUGGUUGAAAGUCCGCCCAAAUGGCCCCUAUUGGGACGAGAAGGUGAUCCAUCGGAGAAUUGGUAAGCAAAGUCAAGAUGAAGGGCCGCCUGGCUGGGACGACAUCUUCAUGAUAUCGGCCGCAAACCAUCACGCGUGCAUUUUGAAGCUGAGUGUGCACGAGAAGUAUCUGGACUGGCUGGAGACCGGCGGGCAGGUAGAUGCACGGGCUGAGUCGCAGGAGACGGCAAGCAAGGCGGACGUGCACCAGCGGCAAGAACAUGUUCUCUACGUGAGCAGGAGCCCGUGGCUGGAUCUGUUUGAUGUUGAGCAAAGAAAGGAAUUGCUUGUCGGGAUAUGGAGGAUCCUGAGCUGGAUCAACCGACACGAGGUGCCGCGAGGAGAGAUUGAGAAGAUGGAAACGCUCAAAAGUUCUCAGCAACAACAGGGAGAAGCUCAGGGCGAAGACCACCAGAUGGAGCUCUGA